Klebsormidium nitens is the source of this 2864-nucleotide messenger RNA. NCBI's taxonomy places the organism in Eukaryota, Viridiplantae, Streptophyta, Klebsormidiophyceae, Klebsormidiales, Klebsormidiaceae. The record is from the annotation of a GenBank genome assembly.
CAAAAAUGGUCGAGCAGACUUCGUUGCAAAUGGCGGACAAUUGUUGAGGGCGUUCUGCAAAUGGACGGUAUGCAAGCCAUCUCUCUGCGUUCUCCAGCGGUGAGGGGCUGUGCAAGACGAUUGGUGAACAGCAUGGCGUCUUUGUCCGCUCGCAAGGGCCCCGGCGCCCAGCAACCUCGGCUUGCAAAGCACGCCUCGUUGUUGGAAGGUUCGAUUGUGUCAAGCUGCCCUGUCAACUCUUCUUUCCUUUCAAAAAGAAAGCUGCAGGUUCAAGCACGAAUCACCACGCUCAGCAGCGGCAGUUUUAGGGUUUGGGGAGAAGCAUGUGGCCUUCAAUGCCGCCAGCAUAUGUCCCCAGCCAAACUGCACUCUUUCUCAUCAUUUGAAGCCAGCAGACAGAUGCUCUCAGAGGAGCCUGCCACAAAAAUAAGGCCUGCGGUCAGGUCCUUUGCCACCCAUGCAGUCAGCGAUGACGUCAGCGCUCGUGGGUGGAACCUCCGCGCAGACGGGCAGACCGGUACAGAGCCUGCGGGGCCAUCCGGCCGCCCCGCCGAACCUCCCCCUCAUGAUUCAUCCUCCACUCCCUCCGACACGACCCGAACUUCUCCAGAAGCAAGCACAGUUGCUGGCAGCUUUCCUUCCUCGGAAACAGGGGUCAAGCCAGAACCGCCAACGUUUCUGUCUGAUGAGGAGAGGUUCGACGUAAUUGUAGUGGGAGGUGGUCACGCAGGGUGCGAAGCGUCGCUUGCGGCUGCGAGGAUGGGGGCGCGAACGCUCCUGCUGACGCUCAAUCUUGACAGGAUUGCUUGGCAGCCGUGCAACCCGGCCGUCGGGGGGCCUGCCAAGAGCCAGCUGGUUCAUGAGGUGGACGCCCUUGGGGGCGAGAUUGGCAGAAUGGCCGACAAAACGUACCUUCAGAAGCGCAUCCUGAACCGCUCCAAGGGGCCUGCCGUGUGGGCGCUGCGAGCACAGACGGACAAGAAGCAGUACGCACAGGAGAUGCGCACAGUUGUAGAGAACACGCCGAAUCUGUUCAUCCGCGAAGCAAUGGCCACCGAGCUCAUUGUGGGCCCUAACGACGAGGUGCAAGGCGUCAAGACCUUCUUCGGAAUGGACUUUUUGGCGCCGGCGGUGGUCGUAACCACCGGGACGUUCAUGAACGGCACCAUCUGGGUGGGGCGCAAGUCGAUGUCGGCGGGCCGGGCAGGAGAAGGGGCCUCCGUGGGCCUCACGGAGCACCUCCAGAGCCUCGGCUUCGAGACCGACCGCCUCAAGACGGGCACUCCCUCCCGCGUCGACGUGCGCACCGUCGACUUCCGGCACCUGACGGAACAGCCCGGAGACGACGAACUACGUUAUUUCAGCUUCGACCCGGAGGCGCAUCAAGAGCUGGAACAAAUGAGCUGUUGGCUGACGAGAACUACGGCGGCAACACAUAAGCUGAUCGAGGAUAACUUGCACGAGACGCCGACGUAUGGCGGGUGGGUGGAUGCGAAGGGGCCACGCUACUGCCCGUCUAUUGAGGAUAAGAUUGUGCGCUUCAAGGACAAGGAGUCGCACCAGAUCUUCCUCGAGCCCGAAGGCCGUUCCACGCCCGAGCUGUACGUGCAAGGCUUCAGCACGGGCCUACCCGAACGCCUCCAGCUGGCGCUUCUCCGGACGCUUCCCGGACUCGAGAACGUGUCCAUGCUCCGUCCGGCGUACGCAGUCGAGUACGAUUUUUUGCCGGCGCACCAGUGCCACCCGACGCUCAUGACGAAGAAGGUGGAGGGACUGUUCUUCAGUGGGCAGAUCAACGGGACGACGGGCUAUGAGGAGGCGGCCGCGCAGGGCAUCCUGGCCGGGAUGAACGCGGCGCUUUUGGCAGCCAAAAAGUCGCUGGUGGUGCUCCCCCGAGAGAGCAGUUAUCUGGGCACGCUGAUCGAUGACCUGGUGACAAAGGACCUGCGGGAACCGUACCGCAUGCUCACCAGCCGUUCGGAGUAUCGACUCCUGUUGCGGUCAGACAACGCAGACUGCCGCCUGACACCGCUCGGGCGUGAAGUGGGCCUCAUUGAUGAACGGCGAUGGCGGCUGUUCGAGGAGAAGCAGGGCCGGAUUGCUGAGGAAAAGUUGCGGUUAGCAUCAACCCGCAUCGAGGAAACUACGCCCCUGGGCCAAGCCGUUAUCGAGCAGUCGAAACAGCCCAUAAACCGAAAAGUAACCCUAGAAGAGGUCCUUCGACGCCCUCAUUUGCACUACGACAUGUUGGACGAAUACGGGUACGGAAACGGAGCUCUUUCUAGUGUAGAAAAGGAAUGCGCGGAGAUCGAUAUCAAGUACUCGGGGUUCAUAGCGCGGCAGCAGCAACAGAUGGACAACGUGACGUCCAAGCAAAACAAACGAAUUCCGGACAACAUCGACUACUUUGCGAUCAGCACGAUCUGCAUGGAAGCGCGGGAAAAGCUGACUAAGAUUCGGCCGCUGACGAUCGGCCAGGCAACUAGGAUAGGGGGGGUGCGGUCGGCCGACAUAACGAAUCUGCUGAUUUGGUUAGAGGUACAAAGGAGAAAGAAUGACCCGCAGAAGCGAGAGGAGCGGCAUAGGUUGAAUCGCGAGAAAGGGCUCGCAAUUAUGCGGGAGAAAGCGGCAAACGAGGAGGCUGCGAGCUCUCAGAACGAGACUGUGGCUCAGCUAGUCGGAUGAAGGAUAUCUUAGUGACUCUGACUUCGUUAAGAAGGCUGGCGGGCCUGUAAUCAUUCUAUCGAUAAGGUGCCUGGUGGCAAUCGGCACUCGACACACUCUCAGCUCCAUAAGCGUGCAUCUGCGUAUUGACUGCCCAUUACUAGCCUGCACUUGUGCGCACUUGUGCACACGAGUCGUUG